Cariama cristata (Red-legged seriema) is the source of this 1362-nucleotide messenger RNA. RefSeq names its product DENN domain-containing protein 3-like. The record is from RefSeq and is a predicted model, not a curated record. The annotation marks the transcript as partial. Gene Ontology annotation, cellular component: cytoplasmic vesicle. Gene Ontology annotation, biological process: regulation of Rab protein signal transduction. The transcript is spliced from 10 exons. Lineage: Eukaryota; Metazoa; Chordata; Aves; Cariamiformes; Cariamidae.
AUGAAGAGUACUCAAAGAAAACCCAAAAGUCUUCCUCCCCUUGAUCCAGAAGUUCUUUCUGUAUUUGUGCCUCCAUUUAUCAGCAGAGAUGAUAGUCAGGUGAUUAAUGCUGGUAAUAACUUGAAUAAAAGUAAACGCCGCUCUUUCCGAAAGAAAAAAGAGAGACCGAAGAUUGAAAAUGUCAAGAGUCUCAAUGGGGAGCCAAAAGCACCUGACACUGAAGAUGUUACUGUUCCGAAGGACAUUGAUCUUAUUGGUUUGCCACAGCUAUGCUUCCCAGGAGGACUUUAUAUAACUUCUGAAUCAAAAGAAGACCACAUUCAUUUCCUGGUCUUCACAGAUGUCUGUGGUAACAGAACAUACGGUGUUGUUGCACAGUACUACCAGCCUAUGCAAGAUGGCUGUAUUUCCUCGAAUGGGCAGACCCAUUGGGAAUCUGCGCAGGCUGGGAAGAUGCCUGUCUGCUUUGUACCAUUCGCUAUUUGUGUUAUAUCCAGAUAUCCAUAUUUUAAUGCCCUCAAGGAUUGUCUGUCAUGCUUACUAGUGCAACUGCGACCUUCCAAGCAUUUAGAUGUUGAAGAACACAUAAAAGAAUUUGCAGCAAAGUUGUUUUUAAUACCCAGCCCGCCACCAGGACCACUCCACUUGGUAUUUAAUAUGAAACCACUUCAAAUAGUAAUUCCUUCACGAGAAGAUCCAGACAGUCCAAUUAUUGACUUGGAUCUUCAUCUUCCGUUGCUGUGUUUCCAGCCAGAGCAGGUGCUGCAGAUUAUGACCUGUAUUUUGACAGAGCAGAGAAUAGUUUUCUUCUCUUCGGAUUGGGCUCUGUUGACACUUGUUGCUGAAUGCUUUAUGUUGUACCUUCAUCCUCUUCAGUGGCAACACACUUUUGUGCCUAUCCUGUCUCGUCAAAUGCUGGAUUUUGUAAUGGCCCCAACAUCUUUUCUUAUGGGAUGUCAUGUUGAUCAUUUUGAAGAAGUUAGCACGGAAACCGAAGAUUUAAUUCUAAUUAAUAUAGAUAAUGGAGAUAUUACACAUUCAAAAAUGACUGAAGAGGAACCUGAAAUUCCAGAUGUUCCAGCACAAGCAGCAGAAACUUUCAUAAAAAGAGUGGAGAGUCUUCAGCUGCAUUAUGAUCUAGAGCUCUGCCAUCUCCGAGCCAGCACAGAUCUUAGUGAACUCCAAAUGCGUAGAAGGGCUUGGCAACAGAAACUGAAUACAGAAGUUCAGCAAACGACUUUGCAGUUAAUUGUUAAUAUCUUCAGGGAAGUAAAGGACCAUCUAAAUUAUGAACACAGAGUGUUUAACAGUGAAGAAUUUCUGAAAACAAGGGCAAUUGGAGACCAGCCAUUUUACAAAAAG